Klebsormidium nitens is the source of this 1783-nucleotide messenger RNA. Lineage: Eukaryota; Viridiplantae; Streptophyta; Klebsormidiophyceae; Klebsormidiales; Klebsormidiaceae. The record is from the annotation of a GenBank genome assembly.
UGAAUGAUCACGGCGAUUCUUACCCCAUUAUCGCUUUGAUCUGGUUACACUUCGGGUUAGAUGAUAGAGUCGGUGAAGACGAGCUGGCUGUCGCCCAGGCGAAGGCCCAGGCCCAGGCCGAGGGCCUACAGACGUGCUACAGACGCUGUGCAUUCGAAGUCAGCUGGGAAUAUGUGCAUGGCGGCGUGCCUGUCCCCGCCUGCCUCACACCGCUGCCAGCUAGUCCUGAGAGGUGAUACCUGAAUGGUGCCCUCGCUUCAGGCCAGCCCCGCCGCAGCGGACGAGGAUCUGAAGCUGUCCGUCUCAGAGCAAAAUCUGUUGCGCAAUGCUGACCCCCAGCGAGCAGACUCAGAGCGCACCCCAUGGUGGACCGGCCUCGUUCUGUGCUCUGCCAUCCUCGCAGUCUCCAGCGCCGCUGCUGCCUUUAAGUACAUCGAAGGAGCAGCCCCCAUCACGAGGGCGGGAUGGAGGCUGCAGGUGACCACCCUGGCGGUGAGCCCCCUUGCGUAUGCUCAGUGGCGCACGCUGGCCCCCGAGCUGCGGCGGCGUGCGGGGCAGCCUGCCACGCUGGGGCUGCUGGCGCUGUCGGGGGCGUGCCUGGCGGUCCACUUUGGCACCUGGGUCUACAGCAUUGAUCACACCAGCCUGCCCCACUCGCUGCUCCUGGUGUGCUCCAGUCCACUGGUCCUCGCGGUUGCGUACUGCCUCACUUGCCGGCCCAUCUCGUGGGGGGAGAUCGGUGGGGUGGCCCUGGGCACGGGGGGCGCAGCCCUGCUGGCGCUGUCAGCCAAGAGCGACCGGGAUGUGACUGUGCAGGGGGACGUGGCCGCGGUCCUGGCUGCGGCAGCCUUCUGUGGCUACAUCACGUGUGGGAAGAGCCUGCGAGACUGGCUCCCUUUGUUUUGCUACUCCUUCCCAGUCUCCCUAGUAGCCGCGCUGCUCCUGGCAUCUGCUGGCAUGGUGCUGGAAGGGUCGGGCGGCCUGGUGGACAACCGGCUGACGGGGCCCUUCUCCUUUGUGACCCACUCGGCGUACCUGCUCCCAGUGCUGUACCUCGCACUGGGGCCCGGCAUCGUGGGCCAUGCCGGCCUGAACGCGGUGCUGCGGUACAUGAGUCCGCUGUCGCUCAGCCUGGCGGUCUGCGUGGAGCCGCUGCUGGGCAGCCUGCUCGGCUGGGGGCUGCAGGUGUCGGCACUGCCAAGAAUAUUCACUUGGGCGGGCGGGGUGCUGCUGAUCGUGGCGACCAUCGUCACUCAAAUGGCUAGCCAGCAGCGGCUGGAAUUGGCCAAAAGGCGGCCCGGGGGUACCGAGCUGGUCCUCCUUCCGCUAUCCGCCCCGGACGACGUUUUGGAGGGAACGGAGGAGAAACUGUUAUUUGAGGGGGAGGGGCUGGCCGCGCAGCGAGAUAGGCGGGAACGGGAGGCGCUGCUGGAGGAGGGUGCCGCACUGAAGUGAUUAGUAAGGGGCUUUUUUCUUCGAUCGUGAAGAAUCAGUCAGAUACAUGUCCGGAAUCGAAAAAGGAUGCCGCUGGUUGAAAGCGCCGGUCCAAAGCUUUCAGUCCUUUGCUCUUUGCGGUUAGAAAGCUGGGGAGACAGGGUCUCCCCAUAGAUGGGGCGAAACGAGAUCAAGUUGUGGAAACCAAAGACUUGGAGGUACAGCAUUCAAGGACAACCAUAUGCGCCGUGGCACGCGAAAAAGAGUUGUUUUGACAUUGAUGUAUCGAGUAACUUAUUAUGAGCGCCGCAUCACGAUUGUGAGGCCUUAUCGGUGCUGGUACGCGCAC